AGCACUCCUGCCAUCCCACUGAUGAUGACGAGCAUGGAGACGACCUUUGCCCCAAUCACCACGGUAGGAUCAGUUGGCAUGAUCCCAAUCAUGUCCACCCCUACUCGUGCGCCAACGACAACAAUGUUCCUAGGCUCAAUAACAACGCCUGGGGGGGCAUUCACGCCAUAUCCGACAAGCUUGGCUCAAUUUGCUGCUGACCCGGCAAAUGCUCAAGCUCUGCAGGGCUAUCAACAAGUGAUGGCCAUGAUGCAACAAGCAGGGGGCUUCAUGCCAUUUGCCUAUCUGGACAUGAUGCCACCAAUCAUGAGUUCAAUGGUACCUCCGGUGUCGACCCCGUCGACAUUCAUCCCUAGGAUGGUCCCUAUACGUCCAGUGAAUUUGACGGGGACCAUGAACGAAGCAGCACCAUUGAAUAUCUAUGAAGUUGACGAGGCGGAGCAAGAGGCAGCCCGCAGAAGGAAGGGUAAGGCUAUAGCCAAACCCAGCAAGACCCGAGAUUCGGCGUUCAUACGCCUAGGGGACAAAGAGGAUGGAGGAGGGGAUCCAUUCUUUUCUCUCACUAAAAACUAGUACACUCUUGAGACAGAGUAAGAAAUAUAUUUCGGACUGAGGAGAUUUAUCCGGUCUAGGUCAUACUUUGUGUUCUUGUUGUGUGUUUUAUAUUACGGGUCGAGUGUCCAGGUUAAACCCGGUUAACCCGCCCAGCUAUAUUUACACCAUCAACUAACAUUUUGACCCGUGCCAUCCACGAGGUUGAACAAAAAAAAAUUUUGAUUCUGAAAUUUUUUCAAUACAAUAUUUUUUUGAAAUAAAGAUAUUAUAUUUCU
Cuscuta campestris is the source of this 830-nucleotide messenger RNA. The record is from the annotation of a GenBank genome assembly. Lineage: Eukaryota; Viridiplantae; Streptophyta; Magnoliopsida; Solanales; Convolvulaceae.